This is a messenger RNA of Notolabrus celidotus (New Zealand spotty), 6016 nucleotides long. RefSeq names its product synaptic vesicle glycoprotein 2C-like. Gene Ontology annotation, molecular function: transmembrane transporter activity. NCBI's taxonomy places the organism in Eukaryota, Metazoa, Chordata, Actinopteri, Labriformes, Labridae. Gene Ontology annotation, biological process: transmembrane transport; chemical synaptic transmission. Gene Ontology annotation, cellular component: membrane. The record is from RefSeq and is a predicted model, not a curated record.
ACUCAAGAGUUUUCCUCCCAGCUGUAUCUUGUGACCUACUGAUCUCACCACCUGCAAUUCUCCCCUCAGCUUACACUCACCCCUCCUGCCCCUCUUUCUUUUUCUUAUACUUCUAAUAAUCCCCUGACUCGUGUGAAGACCUACUGUUAGAGCCAAAAUGGAGGACACUUACAAUAACAGGACUUCCCUGUCCAAGGGGGCCAAGGACAUAGUGAAGGAGGCCAAGCGGCAUGCAACAAAGAAAGUCAACAAAGCGAUGGACCGCGCCACGGAUGAAUACUCAUCCCACCGUAACUACAGUCGCUUCCAGGAUGAGGAGGACGAAGAUGAGGAUUUCUACAGGAACCCACCAAGGCAGGACGGAGAGCGCUUCCAUGACAAUGAGGAGGGCUCCAGCGAUGCUACUGAGGGCCAUGAUGAUGAGGAUGAGAUCUAUGAAGGGGAGUACCAGGGGAUCCCUGCCGCAGGAGACAAGAAGCAUAAGGAUGGUCAGGUAGCGCUGGGGCAGCCUGUGUCAGAUGCCACAAGGGACCGUAAGGUGUUGGAGGAGGAGAGGCAGGCCGACGAGGAGGAGCUGGCCCAACAAUAUGAGCUGAUCAUCCAAGAGUGUGGACAUGGGAGGUUCCAGUGGCAGCUCCUGGUGCUUGGACUGGCCCUCAUGUCAGAUGGGGUGGAGGUGUUCGUAGUGGGCUUUGUUCUGCCCAGCGCAGAGACAGACAUGUGUGUGCCUAACUCCAGCUCAGGAUGGCUAGGCAGUGUUGUUUACUUGGGGAUGAUGGUUGGAGCGUUCUUCUGGGGUGGUAUGUCUGACAAAGUGGGCCGCAGACAGUGCCUCCUCAUUUGUAUGUCUACCAAUGGCUUCUUCGCCUUCCUUUCAUCUUUUGUCCAGGGAUACAGCCUUUUCCUCCUCUGCCGUGUCUUCGCUGGCUUCGGGAUAGGAGGCGCUGUGCCCAUCGUUUUCUCCUUCUUUGCUGAGGUGUUGUCCAGGGAGAAAAGAGGAGAGCACCUCAGUUGGUUGUGUAUGUUCUGGAUGAUAGGAGAGAUCUAUGCAUCUGCUAUGGCAUGGGCAAUCAUACCACACUAUGGUUGGAGUUUCAGCAUGGGUUCAGCAUACCAGUUUCACAGCUGGAGGGUGUUUGUGGUUGUCUGUGCCCUGCCAUGUGUGUGUGCUGUGGUGGCACUCACCUUCAUGCCUGAGAGUCCCAGGUUCUACCUUGAGGUGGGGAAGCAUGAUGAAGCCUGGAUGAUCCUCAAACAGAUCCAUGACACCAACAUGAGAGCGCGUGGGCAACCAGAGAAAGUCUUCACUGUAAACAGAAUCAAGAUCCCAAAACAGCUGGACGAACUGGUGGAAAUGGAGUCAGAGUCGGGGAACCCAGUUUCAAAGGCUUUCUUCAGGAUUAGGGCAGAAGUACAUGGGAUCUAUCUGAAUCUCAUGAAGUGCUUCAACUACCCUAUGAGAGAAAACAUGAUGCGACUUGCCAUAGUGUGGUUUACACUUUCAUUUGGGUAUUAUGGCCUUUCAGUCUGGUUCCCUGAUGUCAUCAAACACCUUCAAGCAGACGAGUAUGCCUCGAAGGUGAAGCUCCACAGCAAUGAGCGCAUUGAAGACUUCACCUUCAACUUUACCCUGGAGAACCAGAUACACAGAAAUAGCCUCUUCCUCAAUGACCGGUUCAUCAAUAUGAAGCUGAGGUCUGUCACCUUUAUUGACUCUACCUUUCGCAACUGCUACUUUGAUGAUGUGACAUCGGUGGGCUCCUCCUUCCGUAACUGUACUUUCAUUGAUGCUUUUUUCUUCAACACAGACAUUGAUGACUCCAAGUUGAUAGAUGGCACAGAGGUGAUCAACAGCACAUUCACACACAACAAGACAGGAUGCCAGAUGACCUUUGAUGACGACUAUAGCGCUUAUUGGGUUUACUUCAUCAACUUCUUGGGGACGCUGGCAGUUCUGCCUGGCAACAUCGUGUCUGCCCUUCUCAUGGAUAAAAUUGGCCGUCUGUCCAUGUUGGGGGGCUCAAUGGUCCUUUCAGGCAUCAGCUGUUUCUUCUUGUGGUUCGGCACAAGCGAGUCCAUGAUGAUUUUCAUGCUGUGCCUGUACAACGGCCUGAGCAUUUCUGCCUGGAACUCCCUGGAUGUGGUGACGACUGAGUCAUUCCCCACUGUCAGGAGAGGAACAGGCUUUGGCUUUUGCAAUGCUCUGUGUAAGCUGGCUGCAGUCCUGGGGAACCUGUUCUUUGGGUCUUUGGUUGGCAUCACAAAGGCCAUCCCCAUCCUCAUGGCCUCAUCUGUGCUGGUCGGAGGAGGCCUGGUUGGACUUCGGUUGCCUGACACCAGGGCAAAUGUUCUCAUGUAACAUGAGCCUCAAGUCCAUCAGCUGGAAUAUUGCUUAGAUUAAACCUGGGUAGAUCUGAAAGGAUAUCCAGGGAGUCCUGAGCAAGGAGUGCAAAUGGCUUGGUUCACACAGUUCUUAACUCUGUUAAUUACAUUUACCAAAUGUAGUAUCACCCACUUAAGAUGUUGUUAUGAGUUGUUAUCACUACUAUUAGACUGCUUCAAAGGGGGCUAACUGCAUUUACUGGUUGGCCGAAAGGUGUAUACUCAUCUAGUAUAUCAAAAGUCUCCGGUGUCAGAUGGUGUGUUAGCAGACCUUUGAUUUGACUGCAAGUCUGGGGUUUCAUUUAUGGAAGGAAACUAGAAAAGAUGUGAAGAAAAAUCAUGAUAGGUGCACAUGACAAAAGUUAUUUUCAUUAAAUGUACUCAGAUUUGACUCCAGGUCUCAUAUAGGACAAAAACCUCCAGUCCCCUGGGAAGAAUACCCAUCCAUUCUACCCCAGACACCUCCUGAUGCAAAUUUUAUUUCUCCUCGUAUUUCAGCUGAUUUCUUCCAAUGCUCUGCUUCUUUCAUAAAAACAAUGGGCACGGGUUGUUCCACCUUAAUCAAUGGUAGAAGCCCACUUAACUAAUAAGCAGGUACAGUAGAGCCUGACUACCUCAUGCAUACGCUUCUAAUGACAAUUGAUAACAGCAAUUAAAUAUACCCAGAUUUUUUAAGUCAAUUUCUUUCUUUCAUGGAUCGAACAGCUAAGGAGGGCCAGGAGAUGUGGGGAGUAGAUUGUGGGGGAUGUCAUGUAGCAAAGGGUCGUGGGUGAGAGUCGAACCAACAGCUGCUUUGGCGAGGACUCUAGCCGCUCAGCUAAACCUGCGCCCCGGCUGAUACCCCUGAUUAAGCUAAUUAGCAGUCCAUCUAUCGCAGCUACUUUACCGAUGUUCUAUUUGGAGCCCUCUCAUGUCAGAGUUUGCUCAGGUUGGAUGGGAUGUGAGACUUUUGUUCAGUGGCUGGUUGAACUUUCCAGCUGCAGCCAUAAACCUGCACGGAGUCACUGCACGGUUAAAGCUCAAGGUUUUUAAUAUUGAUACGGCCUGAUUAAGACAUGCCAGAUGGGGAGAAACAGGAAAAACAAGCUGUAAUGAGCACCGUCAACCUGCUGUGUGAGAAAGUUGGGAAUAGAUGAUCAGACAGAGCGGUCACACCACACAGCUGGAAAACAGCUGGCUGGCCCACAGGACCUGCAUACACAGGACAUGUUGAAGACCAAGUGCAGAAAAUCAACAUACACAAAUAUUUAGUAAUGUUUUAGAAUAGACUGGUAGUCACAUAUACCUUGACUCUACAGAACAUACUGUAUUUUUUCAAUGUACCGUAAGCUCAGAUAUCAGCAACCUUUCAAAACAUGUAAUUCAUGUCGUAAACCAAGCCAUUUGCAAUUCCUACUCAACCAGGAAUCAAAAAGGCCAUAUUGAAAACUGUAUUUUCUUGAACCAACAAUUCUACGGUGUGUUGUAUAUGCAGCUGCUAUCAUUAUUUUUCUUCUGUGUUUUAGUCGGAGUCAGGAUGAUGAAAUAUUCUUUCAAUCCAAUUGUUGUGCCUCCAGGUCCUCCCUCAUGUGUUUUAUUGUUGUACAAAGGCUCUCUGGUGAGCUCUCUUUCUGAUUUCUCUUGUGUUGGGUCUCGCUUGUGGCAUUGACGUGGAUUAUGACAUGUCAUGCUGCCUCCUUUUAAAAAAAUACUGAAUGGCCUUUUUAAAAUGUGCCUCUCCUCAACUGGAGCAGUCUGCUCAGUCAUGAGAUGUCUAAAUAUAAGGGUCAGAUGGAAACUGAAUUGGAGGAAAGUAAAUAUGAUAAUCAUGGCUUUAAUGUUUAUUUAUAAAUUAUCUGGCCAAUACAGUUCUUUAUUUGGGUGUGAAUUCCUUUAACACUGCAUCUCUUUUGUUAGAUAUUCCUGUUUUGAUAAAACGUUAUUGUUGUGGGAUUAGUCUACUAUAUAAUACUAUCCAAUUUUUAUGAAUCAGAGUAAUGUCUAAAAGUGUAAGUCAUUAUGCACAGCCACAAAAUAAUGAUGUAAAAAAAAAAAGUCCUUUGGGAGGGUUGAUUGGGGGCAAAUCACAAUAAAAAAAUAUCUCCUAAGAAAAACUUUAAGCAAUUGGACCUUGUACCUUAAAUCAGCGGGCAAAAAUUCAUCUAAAUUUGUAACAUCUGAGGUUGCCAAACAAUAUAUAUCUUUGUAAUAUGAAAUUAAUCUCCAUGAUUUCUUGACAUUUGUCUAUAAUUUAAUUUAGCCUAAAUCUCGCACUUGAAAACAUAACCUACCUUGUAGUUAAUAAUUAUUUAUUUACUGUUUUAACAUUGACACCUCAAUGCAUACUGCUAAAUAUAAUACUAAUACUAAUACUACUACUAUUACUAAUAAUAAUAAUAAUAAUAAUAAUAAUAAUAAUAUAUAAUAGGGUUCCAAUAGGGCUCUCGCACCACGUUUCAGUGCUCGGCCCUGAUAAAGAGUUGAAAAUAAAGAUAAGGUCAUGUUGCUACUUAAAAAAGGUUGCGAUACAUCCAAGGAUCUGAACAGAUGGAGAUAUUUUUCAGAUUUGUAGCUCCUGGUCUAGUUGUAUUUUCAGUGGCUAAAAGCCUGUGUCUUCCUGCUUUUCUCUGUAUUUGUAAUAUCUGUGAUUGCAGUGUAGAGGUAGUUUGUCCUUGCUCUGCAGUUGGCUCCGUCAAGGCUACUCAACACGAAAACCCCCUGCAGGCUUCUAAAACUGGCCUGUAUGUGUGCAUCCUUUUCCACAGUUUGUGCUCAUAAUUUGUAAAAUCAGUCGAAAAAACGUAAGGUGUUGCAUUUAUGAAACAGAUACUUUUUUGACUUUAUAGUUUUUAAAACAGAAUAAUUGUGUUCUCAUCCUAGAUAAAUGCACUAAGAUAAAAUGUAGAGCCUUUUUCCGGGGUCACUUGAAUGCUACUAACUGCAGUCCGUAGAAAUAAUAACUUAAGAAUCAAUCUGUUCUGGAUAUGGCAGAUCAUCUCAUUGUGUUAUUUUGGGGAGAAAGCAUAUUACCUUUGAGGUAUGUGGAGUAUUACUUAUUUUCACCGUAUUUAAGUUUGUGUGCGAGUGGGUAUAAGAGAGGUUUAGUGUGGUUGUGUGUGUGUGUUUGUGUAAAUAAUGUACAUAUCAAAACUGAUAUUGGUGGCGUCUGGGUUCAAUGUGUAAAAGCUCCUUGACUGACUCAUGUGUCUCAUGCUUUGUCCAAGCGAUAUGUCCAUCCACUGUAUCUCUACUGUACAUCUCUGUGUGCCCUUGUUCACCACCCAAACUGUGUGUGCGCUUGUGUGUGUGUGUUCACAAGCUUGCAUGUAUGUAAGAAAACUUAUGUUCUUGUGUGCUAAACUUUGUGUUAUUAUUGUAAAUUAUUCUUCUGGCAGUAAAUGAUGGCAAUAUUCUGGUUUUUGUUGGAGAAAAAUGUGAAUGUAUCACUCUUGUAAGUUUUGUUUAUUUAUGGAGAUAAUCAAAUGUACGUGGAGAAUAAAGUCUUGUUAAUUAUUGUGAAGGCUCAGCCAUUAUGACUGAAUCUUCAGAGAUCUAUGAGUGUGAAAAUCUGUGGAGAGAUAUUUGCCAAAUGAUGCCCUGUGAAUAAUGUUAAAAACAGGAAGCGUUGGGACUGCAGAUCAUGCUGCUUUUGAAC